AUGUCGCUUGCUACGAGGAUCAACCCCCAAAAGCGACCUUUCAGAGACGACGACUUCGAGCGAUACCAAUACUCGACACACCCUUGGUUUACACCCCCAACAGGCACGAUAGCGGAUGCCACCACGCGACCCGACCUCCACACCCACCACUUCCACACCCGACGAGGAAGGCGCAUCUACGAGACGUACAAGCCCGAAGCGGAAGGCGAAAGACCGCUCGAUCACGAAGGCGACAUCUCCAUCGACGACAAUGACCUGCCCGAGAUCUCUGUUCUAGACGUCGAACCCGAAGGGAGACGCGUGCACUUUACGCCAAGAAGCAGCUGGUGUCCAGCAUCACCAAUGGAUCAGAGAGGCCCUGGAGAAAUGCCGAAGCCGAGUCUAGCGAGUCGCAUGAAAGCCUACGCCACUAUACCAGACGACUACAACCCGGGCUCGCCGUUCUUGUGGGACACGAGCGCAUGGAUUGAAGAGGAAGAGCUCGAAGAGCAACAGCAGCCACAACAGCGACAGCGAGUCCAACCACAACACGCUCCCUUCGCGCAGCUGCACCAUACACAACAGCACGUUCCCGCCGCUGCAUCGCCGUCUGCCCUCGGCCUGAGUGGAUUGCGCAAGUUUCAGCCAACACAGAGCAAGAAGCCAACUCUCCGCCAGGCGGUACUGAACAGAAAGUGUUCAGAACUGGAGCAGUUGAAAAGCUUCCCGCCAGGUACACUAGACCAGACGGUAAACGCCCUUCUGAGCUCGAGCGUUGCGGACCGGCCGAAGUUGACUCCAACUCGCCGUCUGCAAUCACCAUCGAAACAGCUCACACCCCCGAAGCCAUCAUCACCAGAGGCAGUAUACACACAACAAUCAUCACCUCCGCAAGCAUCAUCGCUGGAGACCGUAUAUCCAUCUCUAUCGGCCUCAUACUACGACCUCGGAGCUGAGCCACCACACAGAUCGGAGGCACAGCAGUCAGAAGAGCCUCGCUAUAUCGAUGCGAUGGCCGUAGUCACUACUCUCGGCAACUAUCUUACUGGCCUGAUUACCAACUGCUGGAACUUUAUCCGAGGCAAGCCUCAACCACAGCAGAUCGUCGCAAUUGAGACAGACACAACCGGACGGAAGCGUCGAGCUGUCGCAGGAGAAGACGUGAUUCGCAGAACCACUCCGUCGCCACAGCUGGGUGACGUUGAGCUUGUGCCUGGACAGUUUCCAGCGCUAUCUUCGGUCACCGAACCAAAGAUGAAUACCACACACAAUCAGCGCUCCACGCCACCUGAUUCCCGCCCAGUAUCCAGCGAGCGUCAAGACACUCAUCAGAACAUAAACGCAUCACGCGAGAUGAGGCAACAGCCAUCACCGCCAGAGCCCAGUCGCAACCAGACUGAGGCCACGCAACAGAAGCGCAGCACAAUGCAAGCGCCCCCACGAAAGUGGUACCUUGACAGAGAGGAGGACUAUGUUCCACCAGAAACGCCACGCCCGUCGACCCUCACGCACCUGAUUCGCCGCAAGUACAGACUGCCGACAACCCUCCGUUCACCCGAGGACCAAAAGAUGGAAGACGCCAAAGUGGACGAUCUCAUCACGAAGGCGAAGAAGGUCACGCUUGAGUCAGAGGAAGAUAGGGCAUUCCGCAAGUCUUACCGCACUCGCGCACAGAAGAUCGAGGAUGCCAAGCUCGCGAAAGAGCGCGAGGCACAGGCAAAGGCCGACGUGGAACGUGAAGCAGAGGAGCUUCGAAAGCGAGCUGCAGAAGCAGAAGAGAGGAGGGCUGCGCAAGAGGCAGAGGAGGAAGAGAGGAGGGCCGCAGAAGAAGCCGCAGAGGGAGCCAAGAGAGCCCUCAAGGCGCGAUUCAUCCGCCCAAUCAGCGAAGAGUGGGCCGACAAGAUCCGGACGGUCAUGAAGGACCCAGACAGGACCCAUGACGUUGCUACAACACCAGGCACGGCUACGACGCUCAGUCGCAGUGACUUCAUGAAGUUGUUGCCGCAGAAAGACGCCUCGGGACAAGACUUGAGACCAAAGAGCAGCGACGGCGCGAAGAAAGUGAAGUUUAGCGGCUGGCUCAACGAUGAAGUCGUCAAUGGAUGGAAUGAGUGCAUUGUCGAAAGCUUCAACAUGCAGAAUGGCUACAAAAAGGGUCCCAACACAGUGCCAGAAGUUGCAGCGUUCAACUGCGCCUGGCUGACGACCCUCAGAAACAAGAAUUACGACAUGAAAUCGAUCACCGGCUGGGCCCGGCGACUGGGCAUCAAGGGCAAGACGCAAGACACGAAGGAAUACAAGAUUCUGAAGACGAAGAAGAUCUUCUUCCCCAUCAACAGCGGUGCUCACUGGUUGUUAAUGAUCAUCGAUGCACCAAACCGGGAAAUCCAGGUCCUGGACAGCCUUUCGGGCAAGAGCACAGAAUACUUCAAGCUUGCACGUCAAUGGCUCCAGAUGGAGCUGGCAGAGGCAUACGUUCCCGAAGAGUGGACAGAGAGCAAGGUGCGCUCUCAACAACAAAAGAAUUACGAUGAUUGCGGCGUAUUUACAUGCAUCAACGCGCUGGCUAGCGCGACCGGAGUGGGCUUUACUGAUUUUGGCAAUGAAAAGGGCAUGGAGGAUGCAAGGCGCAUGAUGAGUGCGGUGUUGAUUAAUGGUGGUUUUACUGGAGAAUGGGAGCUCUAA
Fulvia fulva is the source of this 2664-nucleotide messenger RNA. RefSeq lists its product as uncharacterized. Gene Ontology annotation, biological process: protein desumoylation. Gene Ontology annotation, cellular component: nucleus. The coding region runs from base 1 to 2664 and encodes 887 amino acids. The transcript has a single exon. The record is from RefSeq and is a predicted model, not a curated record. Lineage: Eukaryota; Fungi; Ascomycota; Dothideomycetes; Mycosphaerellales; Mycosphaerellaceae. Gene Ontology annotation, molecular function: deSUMOylase activity.